Messenger RNA from Microstroma glucosiphilum, 1285 nucleotides. RefSeq lists its product as hypothetical. Bases 326 to 1144 code for a protein of 272 amino acids. The transcript is spliced from 2 exons. NCBI's taxonomy places the organism in Eukaryota, Fungi, Basidiomycota, Exobasidiomycetes, Microstromatales, Microstromataceae. The record is from RefSeq and is a predicted model, not a curated record.
GCAUAAGGAAGUGCCAACGAGGAGGGGGGACAGGACAGGGGAAGGGGGGCAAUGGACCAACAAGAAGGUCGACGUCGCGCUUUCCGCCUCUACCGACGAGCGAGAGGGUCUAUCGUGCAGCGAGCGCUACGGAGGACCUUCUUUUCCACCCCGCGAGCUGCUGCCGCAACUUCUCCCGUCUCUACUUGCGCGCUACUGCUCAGUACGAGUGCGAGUGGUCGGCGGCAGGAGAAGAGAAGCGGCACAUCAGCAGGUGGGAAGGAGGGGUCAGUCCGUACGCUCAUCUGCCCUGACCCGCUCCAUCGACUGAUACUCUUGGUCCUAGAUGAAGACCACAUACGGCUGCUCUUUACACAGAAACACCCCCUCCUGGCAAAAGAUUGAUGCGGAGGUUAACUUGUUGGGUCACUCACGGGAGCUACACUUUGGUACUGACGAACGCAAUUUCAUCUCUCCACCCCCCCUGCACGUUGCUUUUCUUCAUACUCAGGCGCCUCCCCACCUACAACGGCUGCUUUGCUCCACCUGCUCUAGUCCGCUGGGCAAGGAGUUGCCGGACUCGACGAUGCGUCUAGAGAAGUACGCUUUGCGUCCCGCUGCCGCCGCUUCCGGUGCCGACAUCGAUGUCAACACGGUGGGGACCUCUGGGCGAGGAGGCGACUCGUACGCACCCCUCUUGCUGGCCGUGGCAGAGGAGAUGGAGCGCGCCUCGCUUGCGCAGGCCGUCAGGCACUUUGUGCUGGUGGAGGAGGAGAGCGGUGAGGAGAAGGCCACACUCUGGUACUUCCAACCCUCCUUCUAUCUCUCCCUUCUCCCAUCGAGGGACCUCCUCGUCUCCCUUGGACUUCAAGGCAAGCCCGUAGACGAGCCCCUCGUUCUGAAUGCCGCCAAGAUCCUUUACACGCUCGUUGAAGAGGAUGGUGCUCCUGCCCCCGACGUUUCAGGAGAGCAAAAGGAACAGCGAUCUCAACCUAUGCAAGCAGAAAGUCUCGAGCCCAUCGUCCUCCCUGCGAUAUAUGUGCAGCGGUUGUGCGAGGCGCUCCGCGGGAGUAACGAGGUCUACCCCGUCAGCAGGAGGAGAUUUGGGCAUUGGAGCAUUGGAUGGCUUCCAAGGAGUGGUGCGGAGGGAGGCGAGCGCGGGUGAGAGAUGUAGUUGUUGGCGAGUGGAGACGAGGUACGGUGGAAAGGAAGUCCUGAGAACCAAGUCUGAAGAACAUAGGUCACAUCAUGUCCGAUGCACUUCUCAUACACCACAAUCACAUCUUCAUCGAUUGCUAUAAUACAA